AUGCACCUACUGUCGUCUGCACCGUCCAGCCCGGGGGAUGUGUUGGUGAUACCCGAUGAUGAUGUGAAACAGUCUGAGGGUGUCGAAGGGGGGCUUCAUCAACCCAUCAUACUGAUUUCUUUGGGCACUGGCGUCAGCCCUCCGUCUUCGAGGGGUAGCCCUGAGCGGUUGUUCCACGGGCCCUCUGUGGUGGGUGCGUUGCGCAACGCGCCUGUGUUUGUUCCUGGGUGGAGCUUACGUUUUGAUUGUCGUUUGUCUGUUCGUUCCGUUGCUUGGGACUUUCUGGUCAUGCUCUUCCUCCUACCACCGUGGAUAAUAUGGAUUCGAUGA
Molecule: messenger RNA, 330 nt
Organism: Lactuca saligna
Lineage: Eukaryota; Viridiplantae; Streptophyta; Magnoliopsida; Asterales; Asteraceae
Source: the annotation of a GenBank genome assembly